Messenger RNA from Sus scrofa (pig), 18357 nucleotides. RefSeq names its product catenin delta 1 (gene CTNND1). Gene Ontology annotation, cellular component: cytoplasm; nucleus; plasma membrane. NCBI's taxonomy places the organism in Eukaryota, Metazoa, Chordata, Mammalia, Artiodactyla, Suidae. Gene Ontology annotation, molecular function: protein binding. Gene Ontology annotation, biological process: cell-cell adhesion. The record is from RefSeq and is a predicted model, not a curated record.
AGGGCUGCCAGAUCAGUUUGUCACCACCCAGGCUCCCUAGCCUUUGGCUGGGUGCAACUUCCAUUUUAGGUGUUGGAUCUGAGAGAAAAAAAAAGAGGGAGAGAGAGAAAGAAGAGCAGGAAAGACCCUGAAAGGAGGAAGAGGUGGCGAAAAAUCAACUCCCUUGCUGGAUUUGUCUUUCUCAGCACGUUGACGAAGGCUUGGGUUUCUUUCUUAGAGGACUGGUUUCUAGAAGUCCACAUUUGAGCUCUCUCCUUCCUGCUUCCUCCUUGCUGUGGUGGCUGGGAUGCUUCUGUGAUUUUUUUGAAUCUAGACUGGGCUGUACUCUGUUAAACCAAUCAGUCACGACCUUCUCUCAACAGUGUGAAGUGAGGGGACCUUCUCCCUCCUUCCUCCUCCCUCUGUGAUCCACCUUCCUUUUUACCUUGCCCUGCGGCGGCUCUGCCCCUUACCUUCAUGGACGACUCAGAGGUGGAGUCGACCGCCAGCAUCUUGGCCUCUGUGAAGGAACAAGAGGCCCAGUUUGAGAAGCUGACCCGGGCGCUGGAGGAGGAACGGCGCCACGUCUCGGCGCAGCUGGAACGCGUCCGGGUCUCACCACAAGAUGCCAACACGCUCAUGGCCAACGGCACCCUCACCCGCCGGCAUCAGAACGGCCGAUUUGUGGGCGAUGCUGACCUUGAGCGACAGAAAUUUUCAGAUCUAAAACUCAACGGACCCCAGGAUCACAGUCACCUUCUGUAUAGCACCAUCCCCAGGAUGCAGGAGCCAGGGCAGAUCGUGGAGACCUACACAGAGGAAGACCCUGAGGGAGCCAUGUCUGUUGUCUCCGUGGAGACCUCAGAUGAUGGAACCACUAGGCGCACAGAGACCACAGUCAAGAAAGUGGUGAAGACCGUGACAACACGGACCGUACAGCCAGUCCCUAUGGGACCAGAUGGGCUGCCCGUGGAUGCCUCAUCCGUUUCUAACAACUACAUCCAGACUCUGGGUCGUGACUUCCGCAAGAAUGGCAAUGGGGGACCUGGUCCCUAUGUGGGGCAGGCCGGCACUGCUACCCUUCCCAGGAACUUCCACUACCCUCCCGAUGGAUAUAGCCGCCACUAUGAAGAUGGUUAUCCAAGUAGCAGUGACAACUAUGGCAGUCUGUCCCGGGUGACCCGCAUUGAGGAGCGAUACAGGCCCAGCAUGGAGGGUUACCGGGCACCCAGUAGACAGGAUGUGUAUGGGCCCCAGCCCCAGGUUCGGGUAGGUGGGAGCAGCGUGGAUCUGCAUCGCUUUCAUCCAGAGCCUUAUGGGCUUGAGGAUGACCAGCGUAGCAUGGGCUACGAUGACCUGGAUUAUGGCAUGAUGUCCGAUUAUGGCACUGGCCGUCGGACUGGGACACCCUCUGACCCUCGGCGACGCCUCAGGAGCUAUGAAGACAUGAUUGGUGAGGAGGUGCCAUCAGACCAGUACUACUGGGCUCCUUUGGCCCAGCACGAACGCGGAAGUUUAGCAAGCUUGGAUAGCCUGCGCAAGGGAGGACCUCCACCCCCCAACUGGAGACAGCCAGAGCUGCCAGAGGUGAUAGCCAUGCUAGGAUUCCGUUUGGAUGCUGUCAAGUCCAAUGCAGCUGCAUACCUGCAACACUUGUGCUACCGCAAUGACAAAGUGAAGACUGAUGUUCGGAAGCUCAAGGGCAUCCCAGUACUGGUGGGAUUGUUAGACCACCCCAAAAAGGAAGUGCACCUUGGUGCCUGUGGAGCUCUCAAGAAUAUCUCUUUUGGACGUGACCAGGAUAACAAGAUAGCUAUAAAAAACUGUGAUGGUGUUCCUGCUCUUGUGAGAUUACUCCGAAAGGCUCGUGAUAUGGACCUCACUGAAGUUAUUACUGGAACCCUGUGGAAUCUCUCAUCCCAUGACUCAAUCAAGAUGGAGAUUGUGGACCAUGCACUGCAUGCCUUGACAGAUGAAGUGAUCAUUCCGCAUUCUGGUUGGGAACGGGAGCCUAAUGAAGAUUGUAAGCCACGCCAUAUUGAGUGGGAGUCGGUGCUCACCAACACAGCUGGCUGCCUUAGGAAUGUCAGCUCCGAGAGGAGUGAAGCUCGCCGGAAACUUCGGGAAUGUGAUGGUUUGGUGGACGCUCUCAUUUUCAUUGUUCAGGCUGAGAUUGGACAGAAAGAUUCAGACAGCAAGCUUGUGGAGAACUGUGUUUGCCUCCUUCGGAACUUGUCAUAUCAAGUUCACCGGGAAAUCCCACAGGCAGAACGAUACCAAGAGGCACCUCCCAAUGUUGCCAACAAUACUGGGCCACAUGCUGCCAGUUGCUUUGGGGCCAAGAAGGGCAAAGAUGAGUGGUUCUCCAGAGGGAAAAAACCCACAGAGGAUCCAGCAAAUGAUGCAGUGGAUUUCCCUAAAAGAACUAGUCCUGCUCGAGGCUAUGAACUUUUAUUUCAACCAGAGGUGGUUCGGAUAUAUAUCUCACUCCUCAAAGAGAGCAAGACUCCUGCCAUCCUAGAAGCCUCAGCCGGGGCCAUCCAGAACUUGUGUGCUGGGCGCUGGACGUAUGGUCGAUACAUCCGCUCAGCUCUGCGUCAAGAAAAGGCUCUUUCUGCCAUUGCUGACCUCCUGACUAAUGAACAUGAGCGGGUUGUGAAAGCUGCAUCUGGAGCACUAAGAAAUCUGGCUGUAGAUGCUCGCAACAAAGAGUUAAUUGGUAAACACGCUAUUCCUAACUUGGUAAAAAAUCUGCCAGGAGGGCAACAGAGCUCUUCCCAGAAUUUUUCUGAGGACACUGUGGUCUCUAUCCUGAACACCAUCAAUGAAGUUAUUGCCGAGAACUUGGAGGCUGCCAAAAAGCUUCGAGAGACACAGGGGAUUGAGAAGUUGGUUUUGAUCAACAAAUCAGGGAACCGCUCAGAAAAGGAAGUUCGGGCAGCAGCACUUGUAUUACAGACAAUCUGGGGAUAUAAGGAAUUGCGGAAGCCACUGGAAAAAGAAGGAUGGAAGAAAUCAGACUUUCAGGUGAAUCUAAACAAUGCUUCACGAAGCCAGAGCAGUCAUUCAUAUGACGAUAGCACUCUUCCUCUCAUUGAUCGGAACCAGAAAUCAGAUAAGAAACCUGAUCGGGAAGAAAUUCAGAUGAGCAGUAUGGGAUCAAACACAAAAUCAUUAGAUAACAACUAUUCCACAUUGAAUGAGAGAGGGGACCACAAUAGAACACUGGAUCGAUCUGGGGAUCUAGGUGAAAUGGAGCCAUUGAAGGGAACACCCCUGAUGCAGGACGAGGGGCAGGAAUCUCUGGAGGAAGAGUUGGAUGUGUUGGUUUUGGAUGAUGAGGGGGACCAAAUGUCUUACCCCCCCAUGCAGAAGAUUUAGCACCACUCUCUCCGCUACAUCUGGGCUUAUAAUAUAUGUACUUUUAUUUUUUGGUGGUGAAACGGACUGAUGAUUUUUCCCUUUCUUCGCUGGACUAUUGUGCCAACUGCCAGGCUGCCUCCUGCCCUUAUAGCCCUCAGUGGCUGCCUUCUUUCCAUCAACUCCCUAACUUCUUCCAGUGAAAGCUUAAUUGUCCUUGCUCCCACCUCCAGAUCCCCUCCAGUUACUCCCAAGAAGCCUGACUCAGUUAUAUGCCUAUCUUGAGAAACUGCUGCAGAUUAGCUCUUUUUGCCAGCUCUCCCCGGAACUCUUGGCCUUGUGUGGAGGGAGGGAGAGAGUGGGAAUCUUCACUGGAAGCCGUGGGAAGAAUUGGAAAUUACAUGCUAUAUAUGCAGUAUCCAGCAAUCUGAUAAACUGAUGAUUCUUAAUCAAGAUUUUUUUUUUUUCCUGGUGGGGAAGGGACCUUUUAUUUUUGUUUUGGAGAAUGGAAAGUGUGAGCUCUUUAUUCCUAAUGACCAUUUUUGGAGCAAAGAAGGUCAGCAACAUUGGCACAUACCACCUGGCAAGGGCCCUUGAGUAAGUGAAGGUCUCCUAGAGCUGAGAUUAAGAAACUUUGCUCUACUCAUCUCCAGGGCAGGGACCAUCAAGGACCUACAGACUCCAUCUCUUCUCCAAGCCUCAUGCCAACCCUGGGUUGCUGCCACUGCCCCUUACUGAGGCUGUCCUUAACCCUCCUCUCCCAUCCUGUGAUAAUGUCUGCUGACUUGGCCUGGCCAUUUGCAAGAGGCUGUAGAAAGAGAAUAUGUCAAGGAAGACACGUUGGGUGAGAAGGAGCAGAAAGAUGUCUUCUGGGGAGGAGAAGAGCCUCUGGGAGGAGCUAGUAGGAAUGUACAUGAAUCAUUUAGUCUGAAACUGGCUGGAAGCUUCAAAGCUGGCUUCCCGUGAAUGCUUAUUUCUCGUUUCCUCACCCUUUUAGCCCCAUCCUCCCCUGCCUCCUCCCUGGAUUGGUUGGCUGACUAAAGGACUUGAUGUACAUACUCCUGCCCCCUUUACCCUUAAAAGGUGGGGUUUGCCCCUGGCUUUGCCUCUUCUUUGUGCCUUUGGCCUGGGGUGCAUCUCCUCCUUCCCUUCCAUGUGCCUUUCUUUGCCUCUGCAGUCUCAUUUCUCAUGAUUUUGCAAGUUAAAUUUUGUUGCUUUCUUACCUACCGUUGGCCCUAAAUAGCAGAAAGAAGAGGAGAGGUGACCUAGAGAACCUCAGUCUCUCCACUGGGAAUUGGAAUAGCCUCUAAUUUUAGCCAUAGAAGGUUUUGCUUUCAAUAGUCUAUGUUGGGAUUUUGCAAAAAUCCUAUUCUCAUGAAUCUCAAAAUAAGGUUGGUGGGAGGAGUGAGUGAUGUGACUGACUCUACUCCUUAGUUGCCCAGAAUUAUCAUCAUCUUUUGAAGGGGUUAUAGGGAAGUCAUUUCCGUCCUUACCAGCACCCCCACCCCCACCCCAAUACCUCCUCCUUUUAGUUUAGUGUGGAUUAGCAGGUUGGGCUAGAGGAAUCAGCUGCUAUGCGGUUGAUUAUUAUUUUUUAACCCUUUCCCUUAUUGGUCUUGUACUCCUCCCUUUAAUCUAAAUGCUCUGUUCAAUGCAACUGGAAAUCUUUAUCCUCUUCUCUCCCCCUUCCCUUGUAUAUUGAGGCUAUGGGGUAGGAGAAAAGUGCACAACCCACCACCCCAUCCCUUUCCCCUGUGCGCUGAAAUUCCUUAUUUACACCCCACCCCCCACCCCGCACAUUUCUUCCCACUCCUUUUCUGGCAAAAAGGAGCCUUUUCUUCUCUGUGACCUAAGAGCAUACUGCACAGGGGAAAUUGCCCCCAUCUGGACCUGGCUCCACUCUUGGUUUCUCUUGUCUUCUGCUGCUCUUUUCCUGGUGCUCUUUUUCACGGUGGGGUGUGGGUAAUAGAACAGCCAUGGGCUUUUGGGGACCUAUAACUUUUUUUUUUUCCUUUUCAUUUAUAAAAACACUAAACAUUCAAUUCCAGAGAACCAAAAAUCCCACCUUCCCACCGAACACUACUAAGGGGCGUGUCUUCUGCUCCAUACAUUUUCUGUUUUUCUUUCUCUCUUGUUAAUGCUUUUAAAAACAAAUGAGUUUUUUUAUAUAAAUAAAGUUUUUAAAGUGUGUAUGUGGGGGGUCUGUGUCAUUUCUUCACUUUAAGCUGUAUCUCUUUUCUCCUUUUCAUCUUGGUUACUUCCUCAUGUAUCCGCGUUCUUUUUUCACCAGAGCAACCAGAAGGGGGUUGUACCAAGAUGGGUUUAUUUUGAGCUCAAUCCCAACUUUUAACAAGGAACAUUCUUUUUCUAAUUAUAUAUGAAACAUUUUUCUCUGAAGAUUCUUAAAAAUUAAAUGUGGAUAAGUGGAGCAUGGGAAGCUUAUUGCUAACUUAGAGAAAGGAAACAUAGUGAAGUAUAAAGAAUUAAUUCCUAACUUAAUCAUUGGAAUUCUUUUGCAGCAUUUGACAAAACUAACAUUGAAUAAAACUCAUUGCAAUAUAUGACCCUCUUGGACAUUUAUGGAUAGAAGAUUAGAAGCUACCGACUCUAGCUAUAAUCCUAAUAAAUAUGAAAAUGUAGAAUUGAAAGGCUACAUAAUGUAGCUUCUCAGGCUAUCUGUAAUCCAUAGUAAGAAGACAAGGGGAGCAGGCCUUUAUCUUCCUCUGUGUCCUACAAAGUAAUAUGUGGGUGGCUAGCAAAUACUUGUUGGAUUACCAGGGGUUGUCUUUACUGUAGAGGCAAAGGAUUAAGACCUAGGGAAAGAGGCUUAUUUUCUCUGGGACGCAUAUUUCCUGUUACAUUAUUAAGACUUUGAGAAUUUAUGUAAAAUGUUUUCUCUCUGUCCAGUCUUUAAAAAUAUAUAGCUGCCUCUGGUGAUGUUCAUGUCUCAAUUUUGUUGAAUUAGGUCUUGGGUAUGAAAACUUCCUUGGGCUAGUGAGACCAGGAUAUCUGAUGCCAUUUAAAACUUGCUUUGUGUCUGACAGUUGUAGUUUUAAGACUAGAAGGAUAAAGCACAGAGCCAAAAAGCUAUUAGAGUUUGCUUUACUAAGAGUUUUGGUAGCUCUGCUUGAGGUAGUUUUUUAUUGAUGUAGAAAAACCUGGCCACUGAUAAACAGCCUUUAUUUCUGUUGUGUUCUUUAUUAUCCGUUGGCAUUGAGCUAUGUACAAACCUUACUUUUCUCUCCUCUCCCUGGAUUGGUCCAUUCGUCUUAUCUCAUUCAGUGUUUACUCUGCAUCUUCCAUAUGCCAGGCAUUGUUGUGGAUGUCAGGUUUAGAUUAGAGCAUGAAACAUAUGGACCCUUUCUCAUAAAGAUUGUAAUCCAUGAGAAUUCUAUGCAGCUGAGGUCUGUGAUUAUUUAAAAACAUUUCUCUGCCCUUAACUAAAACGAGGUGUUAAAAAGAAUAAUCUGUAAAGUCCCCGUAUUGCUUAUUUCUUGACACUGACUUAUUAAUGCUUUUGAAGCCUCUUGGUAUCUCUUAAUACUAACUUUAGGAAUUCUGUGGAUUUUGUCAAGACCUGCCCAUUUAUUUCCCGAUCCUUUAGAGCCUGAGGUGUUUUUCUCCUGGUGGUGGUUAUAGAUGAGGCUCAACCACUCUUCUGUCUCAAUGAGACUUUUUAGUGAAGAUGUUUGUGAAAUAGCUGUAAUAAGCCUUGCUGUGACAUACUAACUGACAGCUCAGAGCUGUGACCUCACUUGGCCAGUUGUUCUUUUCUUGCUAAAGUAAUGAACUUUGUUACAAACUAGAAAUUUCUCACCCAGGAAGAUUUAAGGACCAGUUAUUCUAGAUCAUUACUUUUCAUUUUGUCUAUCUUUAUUUUUUGCUUUUUACAGCUACACCUGUGGCAUAUGGACAUACCCGAGCCAGGGGUUGAAUCAGAGCUGCAGCUGCAGCCUACACCCACAGCCAUGGCAACACCAGAUCCGAGCCACAUCUGCAAUCUAUGCCAUUGCUUGCAAUAACACCAGAUCCCUAACCCACUGAGCAAGGUCAGGGAUCGAACCUGCAUCCUCACAUAGACAACGCUGGGUCCUUAAUCAGCUGAGCCACAACGGGAACUCCAAUUUGUGUAUCUUUUGUCUGAAUUAUAGGAUAGUAAAAUUCAUCUUGCUCUUUUCGUAGAGUUAUAAGUACUUGGACCUAGCUUUAUCGAUCUGAGCAAGGAUGUAAGAAUCACCUGAUGUAUACAUGUAAGGAUAACUUGAUUCCCUUGCUGUACAGUGGGAAAAAGAAAAAAAAAAAAUUACCUGGGAAGCUUAUUAAAAAUGCGGACUCCCUUGCAUUUCCAAAAAUUGCUUCAAAGCAUGAGACACAGGAAUCCAAAAUCUUGUUAAGUAACCUAGGUUACCGUGAUGGCUGUGGUCAGUUAAUUGCAACUUGAGACACUGAUCUAAGACUUUCGUUUAAGAUUUCAGCCUCAAACCAGUCAUCAGGGAUGACUGGCUUCAGCUCCACUGGCAGUAAUACUGGUUUUAUGAUGGGUGUGGUGAUAAGCACAGUAGAGUUCAUAGAGGAAACAAUGUUUAUCUCAAAGGAAUGCAUUUCUUACUAUGGAAUUUGAGAUAAUAGUGACCGUCUGAGAAUGUAGCAUGUACAUAGGAGGAGCUUCUUUUGCAAAUCAUGUCAUGUAGAUAAGGCUCAGGACUUCCCGUUAUGGCUUAGUGGAAAGGAAUCUGACUAGUAACCAUGAGGAUGCAGGUUCGAUCCCUGGCCUCACUCAGUGGGUUAAGGAUCCGACGCUGCCAUGAGCUGUGGUGUAGGUCACGGAAGCAGCCCAGAUCUGGCAUUGCUGUGACUGUGUAGGCCGGCAGCUACAGCUCCAAUUCAUCCACUAGCCUGGGAACCUCUAUAUGCUGUGGGUGCAGCCCUAGAAAAAAAGAUAAGACCCAAGCUAAUGAGGCGAACUAGCUUUUGGUAUGGGGCCCUCUAGGACAUAGAGAAUUCCCUAAACCUGAUGGCUUUGAAGCGUUACUUCUGGCUACAAAGGGUACCUCAAUUGGGAAACAAGUGGUCCUAUUGGCUAAAGCCAAGGAGGGAUGUCUGAAAACUGAAAUCACUCCUGAGAGACAGCCUAUCUCAAGAAAGCACACAAAUACAAAAACAAACAUUGUAGAAAUGAAUUUUUUUUUUCUUAUAACCUUGUGACCUUUUGACUUUCCCAUUGCCUGUGUCACUUAAAGCAUUAGUUCCUCAACUGAUCCAGCCAGAAUUCAAGGGCAGACAUGGAGAGGAAGCUGAAGGAAGAGAGGUAGGGAAAGCAUCAAUAAAAAUAAUCACUUUGGCCUGUCUGCAUUAUUAUAUUCUGACUUAUUAUUUUUUAAUGUAGUAGGAAAUGACCAGUGCCAGCUAUACAAGAAUGAAUUGAGUCAAGAGCUUUAUAGUUGUUAGUGUAACUGUAGGAGCCAUAAGUAUUAUUGUAAGCGUGUAGCAACUAGCUAUUUUGUUUUAUUUUUAGCUGAGGAAAAAGUGCUAUGUUCACCAUAUGCAUUUCUGUCUUCAGUGUUGAAAAGGACAGGUUCUUCCACUUGUAUUGAGGAUAUAGAAAGGAUUAUGAUCUAUCUUUCCCCAGUAUCUAAUGGCCAAAUAGUCUGAAAGACAUGAGGCUUUUGUGUGUGAGGAAAAGGAAAAAAUGUCAGAUACCCAUGGCAAUAUUUCAGGCAUUCACUCUGCUCUUGUCUUCAAUCCUUUUUCCUUCCAUCUUUUUUUUUUUUUUUGCCUUGCCUGCAGCAUGCGGUAAUCCUGGGGUCAGGGAUUGAACUUGCACCGCAGCAGUGACCCAAGCCUCAGCAGUGACUCUGCAGAGCCACCAGGGAACUUCUUUUAUGCUGUCUUUAUAAGGCAAAAUUAGCAAUGGUGUUUUGCAAACUUUGGACUCUGGGCCUCUACAACCCAUUCUGUUGUCAGGAACAAGAGUAUGAGGAGUGUAGUAUGUAUAGCUGGAAUUAAUUCCAGCUUCUGUUUUUGGCAUUGUGGUGGAUUAGAUACUCUGAAUGGUACUUUCAGCAGAAACAAGAUCCUUGGUAAAAUGUAUUUAUUAAAAAAAUAGUAAUUCUGUCGUGGCUCAGUGGUAACGAACCCACCUAGGACCCGUGAGGAUUCAGGGUCAAUCUUGACCUCGCUCAGUAGGUUAAGGAUCCGACAUUGCCGUGAGCCGUGGUGUAGGUCACAGACAUGGCUCGGAUCCCGCAUUUCUAUGGCUGUGGCGUAGGUCAGCAGCUGCAGCUCUGAUUUGACCCCUAGCCUUAGAACUUACAAUUGCCAUGGUGUGGCCCUAAAAAGACCAAAAAAACCCCAAAACCAAACAAAACAUUAUAAGCACAUUACUGAACAAGCACAAAAGUAAGGAAAGAAUCCAUAGAUAUUCAAAAUGAAGUGAAAAUUAGAAUCCUACGAAAUAGGCAACUGCCAGAGCUAGCUUUUACUCAGUUUUUGCCAAACUCAGCAGGCUUUCAGCAUUUAGUUUAAUGACUGCUGGGUAUGGGAAAGGAACUGAAGGAUCUAGAAGGUGACUCUAAGUAAAGCUGGGAUCCCCUCAGUGUAAAGUUGAACAAGAAAUAAACUUGUUCUCUUGCGGCACCAUGGGUUAAGGAUCCAGCAAAAUCAUUGCAGUGGCCUGGGUUACUGCUGUGGUGAGGGUUUAGUCCCUGGCCCAGGAACUUGCAUAUGUGAAGGGUGUACUCAAAAAAAAAAAGAAUAAAAUUCUAUAGAAGAGGUGGUAAGUUACUUACCUCACACUUGAUGCCAUUACCUGAAAUCUGGGCUCACCUCUUGAGCCAAAAUACACAGCCAAGCCAAAGACCAGGAGAAGGAAAGAUUUAUUACUUGCAGCAAGUAAGGAGAACACCAAGAAUCUUUCCCAAAACAGUGUCUCUCCAAACAGCAAAAUUAGGGAAGUUUUAAGCUAAGGGUACAGGCAUAUCUAUGAAGGAACUUGGGCAGUCCAAACUUGAGUUCGCCGAAGCCAGAGAAAGUCAACCUCAUCAUCCCUUAGGUUCCAGUUGAUCUGGUGGCUGAGGGCCUGGGGAGUUUAAAUUCUGCAAAACAGCCCAAGAAAAUGCCUCAGCAUAAGCUUUAUCACUAAAACAGACCUGGGCAUCUCUACAACUGAUUUAUUAUCUUUGCUAUCGUUACUUCUCUCUCUCUCUCUCUCUCUCUCUCUCUCUUUUUUUUUUUUUUUUUUUUUGCUUGGCAUAUGAAGUUCCCAGAACAAGGAUCAAAUUGGAACUGUAGCAGCCAGCCUACACCACAACCACAACAAUGCCAGAUCCGAGCCACGUUUGUGACCUAAACCACAGCUCACAGCAGUGCAGGAUUCUUAACUAGUUGAUUGAGGCCAGGUAUCGAACCCUUAUCCUCAUGGAUACUAGUCCAGUUCUUAACCUGUUGUGCCAUCAUGGGAACUCCUAUCAUUACUUUUCUUGUCAGAUAACAAUUUGUUGUUCCCUUAAGAUCUUUUUUUUUUUUUUUUUUUUUUUUGUCUUUUUGCUUUCUUCUUGGGCCGCUCCCACGGCAUAUGGAGGUUCCCAGGCUAGGGGUUGAAUCGGAGCUGUAGCCACCGGCCUACGCCAGAGCCACAGCAACGCGGGAUCCGAGCCGCGUCUGCGACCUACACCACAGCUCACGGCAACGCCGGAUCGUUAACCCACUGAACAAGGGCAGGGACCGAACCCGCAACCUCAUGGUUCCUAGUCGGAUUCGUUAACCACUGCGCCACGACGGGAACUCCCCUUUAAGAUCAUUAUUAAUGAGACCUAUUCAAGGGCAAGUGUUCUGAUCAGGCUUAGAUCACAAAAUGGUUUUAGGCCUAAAAUGGCUUCUCUUAUGUUAAAAAACUAUCUGGGAGUUCUCGUGCAGCGGCUUAAGGAUCUAGCAUUGUCACUGCAAUGGCUUGGGUCACUGCUGUGGUGCCAGGAACUUUCAUAUGCUGUGAGCAAGGCCAGAAAAAAAAAAAAGCUUUGUCUGGAGCCCUACUCUAUCUGCUUAGAGCUGGUCAUACCUCCAGGUGAUUUCCUGAAGCAAAUGCAAUCCCUCUAAGGCUUCAGUUCCCAUAUGUAAACUUCCAAGGCAAACGAACAGCCCUGUUUAAAGAUUGUAAGGUGCUGGAGCUCCGUCAUGGCUCAGCGGUAGUGAAUCUGACUAAUGUCCAUUAGGAAGCAGGUUGGAUCCCUGGCCCCGCUCAGUGGAUUAAGGAUUGGUGUUGCUGUGAGCUGUGGGGUAGGUCAUAGACGAGGCUCAGAUCUGGCGUUGCUGUGGCAGCUCCAAUUCAACCCCUAGUCUGGGAACCUCCGUAUGCCGCAGAUGCAGCCCUAAAAAACAAGAAAAAAAUCAUAAGGUGCACAAAGAAAACACCACAAGUGAAUAAGGAGACAAAGACACACAAAAGCUCUUGCUUUUUAGGGCUGCACCUGUGAUAUAUGCAGGUUCUCAGGCUAGGGGUAGAAUCAGAGCUACAGCGGCCAGCCUACACCACAGCCACAGCCACGCCAGAUCCAAGCUGCACCUGCGACCUACACCACAGCUCACAGCAAUACCGGUUCCUUAACCCACUGAGGCCAGGGAUCGAAAACUCAUGGUUCCUAGUCGGAUUGGUUUCCCCUGUGCCACGAUGGGAACUCCAAAACAUUGUCAGACAAAGGCAGGGUUUUCCUCAGGUAAUAUAGGAUAUCCCGAGGCAGAAGUAAAAUGAUUUUAAAAGGAAGUCAGAUGCAAGAAGGAACACUGAACACAGAUAUUGGUAAGUAAUGGUGAAAGUGAGCAAGAAUUAACUGUAAAAGCAUGGUAUGCAAUUUGUUGGAGGAAAAUAAGGAACAGAAUUAAAAUCCUGGGCAACAAUAGUGUGUAACUUGGGGCGACUAGGACCCUAAUUUUCAUGUUCUUAUAUUCAGGAGGAAAAGUGAAGAUAUUAGGACUUUUGUGGAAUUGUACAUAGUAGCUAGAAGAACCACGACAGUAUAUCACCUUCAAACAAGUAGGGAAGGAGGGAAGAGGAGGGUGGGGGGAUUAGAUUUGGUACUGCCUCUGAUAGAACAAUCUAAGCUCCCAGGGUAUCAAUUAUAAAAGAGGUGGUGAGAGCCUACCUCUUUAUCACAGUACUGGGGCAGUAAGGGCAGAUGAAGUAGAUGUGUGCAGAAGAACAGGGAGUGAAGUGUAAGAAGGGCCAAGAGCACAGGUCCAAGAAAAUUUCCAUUAAAACAAAGUUAAAAUUAUUUGCUGGCUGGUGUGUGACUUGAUCAGGCUGACUUAAAGAUAAAAGGUCAGGAGAGAAUAUUUUUAUAUAUCGCUGACUGAAUUGCUGACUCCUGGAGUUCUUUAGGAUUUGAAACCUUAGUUUUACACCAGAGGAAGAAGAGUUAACAGAAGAUUGGAUCCAUGCUCUCAGCUUUCAGAUCCCAGCGUAAGAUUCAAAUAAAUACUAUAGGACGAUCAGAAAAAAAAAUCACCCCCAAAUGAAACAGAUCAAAGCAAAUUCUACUCUUUGCUGCUAGUUAUUUCUCUGAAUUGGGAAGCCAUGAAGGCUUUUUUUUUUUUUUUUUUUUGGCCAGGUUCAUGGCCUGCGGAAAUUCCUGGUCCAGGGAUCAAACUUGCACCACAGCAGUGACAAUGCUGGAUCCUUAACCCGCUGUGCCACCAGGGAGGUCCCAUACAGGCCUCUUAAAAAGCCAGAGAGUUCUCUAGUUUUCCUGCCCCUGGUGACAUCACCAGCAUUCUAGGAAACAAAUUCUCUAGUACUUCUUUCAGUUAUCUUUUUCAGGGCCUCCUUUCACUUCUGAAAUAUUGAUACGCCACCAGGGUUCAAAUCUGAUCUGCUUCUGACUUGAUACUGAUGGAAUUCCUAGAAAGGACACUGACUCAACCUGAUUCUUACUGUGUCUUCUCUGCAUUUUUAAAAGUUAGGCCCCAAGUUCUCCUGUAGGUCUGGUGGAUGUUUGACAGUGGACACUUGGUCACUCUGUGCUACUCCACUUUGUAAAGCGGUAACUCUGAGUAAUGGUUACAUCACUGCCAGCUGCUUUGUAACCUGCCUUUUACAUAAUGUCACUGAAAUGAUACUUUUCUAAAGUGAAAUCCUGCACAUUUUUGUCAAUAAAUAUUUUGUACAAAUGCUAGGACCAAAGGCUAUAUCUAUUUUUGAAGUGCUCCAGUCCCAGGAAUAGAGGUAUUAAAUUUAUAAAUCACUGUGAUAAGCAUUAUUAUAAUGAUGCCUUUCUAGGAUUAGAAGGGUGAACUCUGCUGGGAGGAGGGCAAGGCUUCACUGAGAGAUGAUGUUUUGGUUGGUUUGAAAGGAUACUAGUAUUCCAUCAAUUGCAGAAGAUGGGAAUCAUGCAGGACAAUCAGAAUAAUGUGCAAAACAUUUCAUCUAAUAAAUUCAGUAAUUGAAAUAUCACCAUUUUGCAGUACUUAAUAAAUAGGAUAAUUAUUAAUUAAUAAUUAUUAAUACAUGCUUGAUACUAUUUAUUAAUAGUAUUGAGAAUCACACCUGUUCACAUCACAAAAGGAGACAAUUGGCUACCACAUAAAAAGCGUUCUUCUGUUUGUUUUGUUUUUUUAGGGCUGCACCCAUGGCAUAUGGCAGUUGCCAGGUUAGGGGUUGAAUCCAAGCUGUAGCUGCUGGCUUAUACCACAGCUCACAGCAAUGUCAGAUCUGAGCCAUGUCUGCAACCACAGCUCACCGAAACGCCAGAUCCUUAACCCACUGGGCAAAGUCAGGGAUUGAACCUGAGUCCUCAAGGAUAUUAGCUGGGUUUAUUACCAUUGAGCCACGAUGGGAACGCCCCAGAGUGUUUUUUUUUUUCCUUUUUUUUUUUUUUUUUUAAUCAAGCCUGAGUCUGAUCAAACUGUAAGUCCAAUUUCUAUUUUAUAGGAAAUACAGAGAAAGUGGGAAACGUUAAAUGACACCAUGGGGAUGAAAUUAGCAAAAUGGAAGGGUUACAAAACAAAUGACAAAAAAUAAAUUAAUUGUAAGGAGAAAAAAGAUGGGAGUUCCUGUUGUGGUACAGCAGGAUCAGCGACGUUUUUCAGGUUCUAUUCCCGGUGGGCACAGUGGGUUAAAGCAUCUGGCGUCCCUUGCCUGGGAACUCCAUGUGCCACAAGGUGGCCAAAAAUGGAAACAAAAACAAAAAAAAAAAAAAAGGAAAAAAGAUGGAUACUUAUAGAUACUUACACUUUUAGAAAGACAUCAAUCUCUGUAGAUUAAAAGACAUCAGCCAGUCACAAUUAUGGGUCUUCUUUGGAUUCUGAUAUAAAAAUAACAUUUUAUGAGAAAAUUGGAAAUUUGAAUCCUGGAUACUUGAUUUUACUAAGUAAUUGUUAUUUUUUAGAUGUGAUGCUGGUGUUGGGUUAUAAUUAAUUCCUUGUCGAUUUGAACAGUGAGAUGAAAUUCCUUUUUUUUUUUUCCUUUUUAGGGCCAUACCCUUGGCAUAUGGAAGUUUCCAGGUUAGGGGCUGAAUGGAGCUAUAGCUUCCGGCCUACGCUGCAGUCACAGCAACGCCAGAUCUGAGCCCCAUCUGCAACCUACACCACAGCUCACGGCAACCCUGGAUCCAUAACCCACUAAGCAAGGCCAGGAAUUGAACCUGCAUUCUCAUUGAUACUAGUCAGAUUUGUUUCUGCUUCACCACAAUGGGAACUCGGUGUGAUGUAAUUCUAAUUGAUGAACUGUUAAGAGGAAGUUUGCUUCUGAGUAGUGUGGAGCAAGGGUGGAUAGAGGUAUACAUGAAAAGUUUUAAAAAAUUGUGAAAAACUAUUUGGGAACUAAUCGUUCCAAGUAGUUGAGGCACAGGGGUACAUAGAAGCAGGAAACGAGACUAGGAAGGGGAGAUGGUGGCAGCAGAUGUAAUACUUGGGUCAUGAAGCGCAUUUACUGCCAUCGCAGGCCAAUGGAUUUCAAACCACCGUGGCCGCCUGGGUUUGUGGUGUUGCCCCCCGUGGUGCUAAACAGAGAGGACACCAGGUCACUGACCUUUUUUAAUAAGAACAGCUUUGUGUUCUGUUUUAUUAAAUCAGGCUUCUCGGUGAUAUUUUAUUUAAAAACAGGAUUCUGAGGAUUUCCAAUUUUUUCUCUAACCAUUCGGGGAACACUUGACUAUUUUAAAGACUAUUACUUAAGUUGUCCUGCAGAAGAUUAGAGAGAAACCGGCUAUGAGAUUUGUGCUAUCACCAAUGAAUGAACGAUUUGUUUUGAGGGGAAUUUAGCUAACAAAGAUUUGGUCCAGGAAGUAAACAUUUUAUGAUAAUAUUUGUCAUCGUUUUUUCCUCAGUUCACAAAGGACAACCAAGAGGAUGUGGAAAUAGGCUCAUUCCUCUAACAAAGUCAGUCUCUCUGAGCAUCUGCUAGAGUACUGGCUGGAACCCAGUUCCCUCCCUUUUCCCCGUUUUGGCAGAGCCUGCUCCUUGCAGUCUCAGCAUCUUUGAGCACAGUCUCUAGGCUGGUCCUCCCGUGCACCGUGACUGAGAGUGCAGGGAGGUAGGGAAUGAUGCCAGCUAUUUGGGUUCAUGGUGACCGCCUCUAUCACUGCUGCCCUGUCUCAGCUACCGCCGCCUCAGACGUGCCCCACCACAUCUACCCGAGAGUACGUAGCUUCUUAGAGCAGCUGAGCUCCAGAUUGUAAAAGCCCAGAGGCAGCCACCUUUUCUUCCCUUAUCUCCAUGACCUUGGAGUCUGCCAUGACCUUGGAGUUUGCCUAGGAAAACCCACUGACCUUCCCUCCUAUUACUGUCCUCUGGAGCUGAUGUCUCCCUGACCCCUAUGCCUUCAAGUCACACACCCAUCCACCAAGUCCCUGUGGCUAAUAAAAAUUAGCUAUUAACAAUCCAUUCUUACAGUGAAAAUGGUUUAGAUAUAUCCUCAGCGUUCUCCACCCCCACCGGCUUUCACUUCACUCCAUCCUAGUUCUACUUGGUUUCUAAUAGAUUGGCUUUGUAGGUUUUGGUCUUUUUCUAAAACCUUGCCCUUGCCCCUCUGACUUGGUGCUUCCCAAGUUCUUUUUUGCUUUUCAAGACAAUUCUUAGCAGUCUUGAAUUUUGGAACUCCUUGAGAAUCUAAUGAUAGCUAAAGACUUUCUCCAAAAAGUGCAUACAUGCACAGUGUUUUGUCUAUAAUCUCAAUCUCUAGAUUUUUAAAGCUGUGCUCAAUGCAUCCGGAAUCCUUUUGGUGGUUGUGGUGGGAAUUGUUUGAUAAAAAUGCAGUGUUCUUGUCUCUACCCCUUACCUAUUAAAUCAGAAUUCCUGGUGGUAGAGUCGAGGAAUCGGCAAUUUAAACAGUAUCCCUGUUAACUCCUACCCCUCCCUACCCCUGCUUACCUUUUAAGUGCACUAAAAUUGAGAGAGUCUGCUCUAAUGGUUCAGUUUAUCAUCAUAGCCUAUCUUUUCUUCCCCUCCCAGCCACUUACCUAUGGCUACAGGAGUUCAAAUUCUAGAGUCCUGGUCCUCACCUAAAGAAAAAGACUACUUUUCUCUGGGGCUAUAGUGAAACCCCUUGUUAAAGAAACUCUAGAGCCCAACAAUGCGACUAGGUCUCUUUCAUUUCCAGGCAUGGUUCUAAAUUGAGAGAGCCAAGUCAUGUCUAAGAAAGCCACAUUUCCCCUCUUCCUUUCAUUCAUCUUUCAUCAAUUCUUUCUGUAUUUACUUUCCCCUAUCAUGAAUGGAAAUUCCCUGUUCUGGAGAUGCAGAUUCCCACCCAAGGCAAGAUGUCUUGUGCUUUUGCAUGUUUGUUUUCCUCAUCUCAGGUGUGUUAUUCAUGUGGCUAGCCAGUGGUCCAGAGUUAGAACCUUGGAAUGAGAUUCAGGAGCACAAUGCCCAGGAUUAGAAAUGGUAGAGGAAAAAGGAAAAAGUCUCAAACUGAUAGACUUCCUGACUUCUUUCAACAGGUGUUGUUUUAAAUCAGCCUUGCAGAUAAAUUAGUUCCAUCUUGGAGUUUCCAUCCUGGCUCAGCGGUAAUGAGCCCUAACCUGACUAGUACCCAAGAGGAUGCAGGUUUGAUUCCUGGCCCUGCUCAGUGGGUUAGGGAUCCGGCGUUGCUGUGAGCUGUAGCGUAGGUUGCAGACUCGGCUCGGUUCUGGCGUUGCUGUGGUUGUAGCGUAGACCUGUGGCUACAGCUCCAAUUUGACCCCUAGCCUGGGAGCCUCCGUAUGCCAAGGGUGCAGCCAUAAAAAAGAAAAAAAUUCUUUCCAUCUUUUUUCAAAGAAGUAGGACAGUGUACUUCCUUGGUAGAUCAAAAAUGUUGUGUUCCCCUUCUUACCCUUGCCAUAAGUAAAUAUGCCUAAUGAAAUAACAGCAACAAAGUGGGGUAGAGGAAUACAAGUAAACAGGUUUGCAGAGUUAAACCUAAAUGCUAGCUGGUCCAGGUACAUCCUUGAGGUUCAAAACUGACGACAGAGUAGGGAAGGCCAUUGAAUAACUUCCUUUUAAUUGAUUAUUUUACUGGCUAUAAAUUUUUAAUGUGAUAAUUGAAAAAAAAUUUAGAAAGUAUGGAAAGUUACUUUUUUUUUUUUUUUGGCUAUUCCUUCGGCAUGCAGAAGUCCCAUGGCCAGGGAUCAAACCCUUGCCACAGCAGCCACAAAGCCAGAUCCUUAACCUGCUGAGCCACCAGGGAGCUCCUGUUCUUGUUUUUUUAAAGCAGAAGAUAAGUCAGUUAUAAUCCUGGGUCCUACCAUCCAGAGGCAACUACUAGUAACAUUUGGCAUUCUUCCAUCUAGUGUUUUCCUACUUUAAAAAAAAAAUAAUAGAACUCAUGCAAUACAAACAACCCAGUUAACGGCUUUGCUUGUCUAACAUUGUUUUAUAACAUCUCCCAGUUAAUUAUUCAAGACCAUAACUUUUCAUGGCUGCAUGACUUUUAAUCAAAUGGAUAUACCAUUAUUUAUUUAACUUUUGCUCAGUUGUUGGAUACUUAGGUAUAAUGCUUAUGUAUAAUAUUAUAAGUAUUAUAGUGUUAUAUGCUAUAAUAAACAUCUUUGUGCA